AUGAGGAUCACCAGCCUUAUUUCCUCGUUGUUGGGGACCUCCCUACUGUCGGCCAAUGUUGCCUUGGCCAAGGACAGACACCGCGUCGGCGUCGAGAUCAAGAGCCCCCUCAAGGGCGUCAACUUCCAGCGCAUCAAGGCCUUCCGCGAUGUCGCCCCAGACGAAGUCUCGGAUCGCGUUCAGCUCCUCAAGCCCUUCCGCAGUAGGAUCACUGGCCACAACGCCGCUUCAGCACUGGGCGCCGCUCAGCCCCGUGGCCUCUCGUCUGCUUACCAGAAUAUCACGGCUCUCUCUCCCUAUGGAACCCAGUACGCCGUCGAGGUUACCUGGGACGGCAAGCCCAUCAACGUGAUCUUCGACACCGGCAGCAGUGACACCUGGGCUACCGCUUCCAACUUUACCUGCACGAACAUGGUCGGCACUGCCGUCUAUUCCCAGGAAGCCUGCGCUUUCGGCCCGAACAAGAUCGAUGGCUUCAAGUACGGCCCCAUUGAGGACAUCCACUUCACCUUGGGCUACGGCUCUGGCGAGCGCGUCUCUGGCCCCAUGGGUUUCAGCGACAUCGAAGUGGCCGGCAUUGCUGUCAAAUAUCAACAGGUCGGUCUCGCCAACAAGACGUACUGGAUGGGCAACAACUACACCAACGGCGUCCUCGGAUUGGCCUAUCCUUCCAUUACCAGCGCCUUCACUGGCGACUUGGAUGAGAACCGCCCUGCCUUCCAAGUCCCCUACUCCCCCUUCUUCACCACCAUGGUCCAGCAAGGCCUGUCUGCGGAUUCCUUCAGCGUCUCUCUUGUCCGCAACUCCAGCGGUGUCAUUGGAUGGGGUGGCCGCACUGGUCUGCCCGUCGACGGUCCCACGGCGUACACCGACCUGAUCAUUACCACAAUCAACCCGGAGCGACCAGAAGGCAGCUGGCAGUACUCGUACUAUACCGUCCUUGUCGACGGUAUCCGCUGGGGAUCGACCUCAGACACGAGGAAGUACCCCUACAUCGUCGACACCGGCACUACGCUCAUGUAUGUGCCUCCGCCUAUCGCCGAAGCUAUCGCCCGAUCGUUCUCUCCCAGCGCAGUCUACCUCUUCCAGUAUGGCGGGUACUUUGCUCCGUGCGAUGCCCUUGCUCCCAAGAUUGCUGUCGUCAUCGAGGGCGCGAGCUUCUUCAUCAACCCUGUAGACAUGAUGUAUCGCGGUCUCAGAGACCCUCUCACCGGCUAUUGCCAGAUCGGCAUCACCACGGGCGGCACAGGUCCAUAUGUUCUCGGCACUGUCUUCUUACACAACGUCGAGGCCUACUUCGACGUCGGCGCUGGCCAGAUGCGUUUCUAUGGCCGAGAGACGUUUGGUCCAACGCCCCAGCUGCCCGAGAAGUAG
Messenger RNA from Colletotrichum destructivum, 1374 nucleotides. RefSeq names its product Putative aspartic peptidase A1 family, aspartic peptidase, active. The record is from RefSeq and is a predicted model, not a curated record. Lineage: Eukaryota; Fungi; Ascomycota; Sordariomycetes; Glomerellales; Glomerellaceae. The coding region runs from base 1 to 1374 and encodes 457 amino acids. Gene Ontology annotation, molecular function: aspartic-type endopeptidase activity. Gene Ontology annotation, biological process: proteolysis. Gene Ontology annotation, cellular component: fungal-type vacuole. The transcript is spliced from 2 exons.